This is a messenger RNA of Drosophila grimshawi, 1029 nucleotides long. Its product is annotated as histone RNA hairpin-binding protein. NCBI's taxonomy places the organism in Eukaryota, Metazoa, Arthropoda, Insecta, Diptera, Drosophilidae. Gene Ontology annotation, molecular function: mRNA binding; histone pre-mRNA stem-loop binding. Bases 118 to 924 code for a protein of 268 amino acids. The record is from RefSeq and is a predicted model, not a curated record. Gene Ontology annotation, biological process: mRNA 3'-end processing by stem-loop binding and cleavage; mRNA transport. The transcript is spliced from 2 exons. Gene Ontology annotation, cellular component: cytoplasm; histone pre-mRNA 3'end processing complex.
CGCAUGCAACAAAAACGCGCGAAGAACUGCUCCAAGCGAACACAACACAAAUUUGGUUCGCUGCGUACGCUUCUCUAUUUUCUCAUCAAAAUAUUUGUAUAUAAUUAAAACUAACAGAUGUUGUGCGAGGAUCAGGCAAUGGCUGUGGAUCCAGCGACGCCACUUAAGGGCGCCCUUAGCCUCAAUUCCAGCAGCUCCUCCAUCUCAAUGGAUGCGAAGCCACUAAAUAGUUGGGCCCAAGAAGUUCGAGCUGAACUCGGGCAAAGCGACGAGACAUCAUCGUCAUUGAAUAGCAGUGCCGGGAGCACAUCUGCUGCUGCUGGGCAAAUGAAGCGGGAAAUAGCAAUUGAGUUCUUGGAUGGCAGCAAUGAGGAGAAAUUCGAGCGUCUCAUCAAGGAGGAGAAAAUCAAGACACCCUUCAAACGGCGUCACUCUCAAACUCCGCCCAGCACACACAGCAACGAGAAUAGUCGUUCCAACAGCCCAAACGGCAGCACAUCCUCCAAUCCCUCCUCCAACAAUAACAACGAUAAUCAACCUAAUCCCUAUCUCAAUUCGCGCCAAGUCAAUCAGGCUUCCAAGGCGGCACACAAGGAGGGGAAGCGUAUGCGUCACAAUAGCUACACCUCGUCUACUUCCUCCUCAUCCUCGUACACUGAGGGGGAUCCCGCGGUGCUCUCACGUCGUCAGAAGCAAAUCGACUAUGGCAAGAACACAGCUACCUACGAGAGAUAUGUGGAUCAGGUGGCCAGAAAUGAGCGAACUCGCGAUCAUCCCCGCACCCCCAAUAAGUAUGGCAAAUACAGCCGACGCGCUUUCGAUGGCCUCGUGAAAAUCUGGCGCAAACAGCUGCAUUUUUACGAUCCGCCUUCGGCGAAGGAUGCGCGAUCUGCCGAAGCCGACUCGGACUCGGAUUCGGAUUAGGAUGUGAUAUAGAUAAUUUAGAUGGGGUUACGUUUCUCCGGGGGGAUUGGUAAAUAAACUCAGGCAAUCUUGAAGUUAAACAUAAAUAUAAAUAUAUAUUGUCAA